GUCAGGCUUUGAGUUGACUGGAGGGAGCAUGUGGGUCGGCCGCGCGCUGUGGGGGCCGCGAGCCCCAGCCCAGCUGCGACCCCGGCUGCUCCCGACUUCUGACCGCCGCGGGUCUGGCUUCGCCAACUACUCCGCUUCUGCCAAGCCCCCCCGGGUACGGGCGCUGGUCUAUGGGCACCACGGAGACCCUGCCAAGGUCGUCGAACUGAAGAACCAGGAGCUCGCCGCUGUGGGCGGAUCAGACGUCCAUGUGAAGAUGCUGGCGGCCCCGAUCAAUCCAGCAGACAUAAAUAUGAUCCAAGGAAAUUACGGCUUCCUGCCCAAGUUGCCUGCUGUUGGAGGGAAUGAAGGUGUCGGGCAGGUAGUAGCAGUGGGCAGCAGUGUGACUGCGGUGAAACCAGGAGACUGGGUGAUUCCAGCAAGUGCUGGCUUGGGAACCUGGAGGACUGAGGCUGUUUUCAGCGAGGAAGCACUGAUCGGGGUCCCAAGCGACAUCCCUCUUCAAAGUGCUGCCACCCUCAGUGUCAACCCCUGCACAGCCUACAGGAUGUUGAUGGACUUUGAGCAGCUGCGGCCAGGGGAUUCUGUCAUUCAGAAUGCAUCCAACAGUGGAGUUGGGCAAGCAGUCAUCCAGAUCGCCGCGGCCCUGGGCCUGAGAACCAUCAAUGUUGUCAGAGACAGACCUGAUAUCCAGAAGCUGACCGACAGGCUGAAGAAUCUGGGAGCUGAGCAUGUUAUCACAGAAGAGGAACUGAGAAAGCCCGAGAUGAAAAACUUUUUUAAGGACGUGCCCCAGCCCAGGCUGGCUCUCAACUGUGUAGGAGGGAAAAGCUCCACGGAGCUGCUACGGCAGCUAGCGCCUGGAGGAACCAUGGUGACCUACGGAGGGAUGGCCAAGCAGCCUGUCACAGCCUCGGUGAGCCUGCUCAUUUUUAAGGAUCUCAAACUUCGGGGGUUUUGGUUGUCCCAGUGGAAGAAGGACCACAGUCCAGACCAGUUCAAGGAGCUGAUCCUCACGCUGUGCGAGCUCAUCCGCCGGGGCCAGCUCACGGCCCCCGCCUGCUCUGAGGUCCCACUGCAGGACUACCAGCGUGCCUUGGAGGACUGCAUGAAGCCCUUCAUAUCUUCAAAGCAGAUUCUCACCCUGUGACAAUCCCAGAGGAGCCAGAGAGAAGUGGGAGGGGAGACAGAUCAGCAGACCUGGUUUCAGGCCCCUCUGCUGGGCUCAGCCUUCCCCAGACAGCUUUUUUCACCAUCACUCCCAACUGGGAGAUUGCGAAGCUAGCCGACAUGUCCCCAGGACCAGCCUCGGGGUAUCUAAUAAAGUCUGAACUUGCCCAAACAAAGCAAACAGAAAUCAUCCUCUUAGAGGAGGACUGUCGCAGGGCACCUGCCACCUCCCAGUGCUCAGAAGCCCCCUUGUUGCCUGUCUUCCAUUUGUCUCCGGCCAUCAUUCCUUCACCACUCUGAAAGCAAAGCCGGGUUACAUACAAAGGCAGUAAGACACACAUCUACCCUCAAGCUGCCCAGGCCCUCUAAGGGAAAUCUUGUGAAGAUUGGACUCACUUCUGAGGAGUGAAUACCAGGCUGAGGGACAAGGCAGUGGGUCUCAGGCAGCUAGCCCACUGUCAUGGAAGUCCUUCCUAACCAGGGAGCUGGCUGGCACACCAGCCGUUCUCAGGCGGAGGUCAUUUUAGCCCCACGGGACAUCGAUCAUGUCCAGGGACUUUUUUUUAAAGAUUUAUUUAUGCAUACAAGAGCAGGGAUACAGGCCAGAGGUGUGGGGGGUGAGAGGAUCCACCAGAGACAGAGUGAAGAACAGAGCAGGCAGAAUGACUGAAAUACACUGCUGAGGGGAGCAGCAGACGAGUCAAGAGAGGUCUGCUGCGCCAUGUGGGUUGCUCCCUGGCUGGCCGGGGAUCGAACUCGUGCUGCAGAGGCUGCAGAUUGCUUUACAGGCUGCAUCUCAACCCCUUGUGCCACCAGGGAGGCCCUCCAGGGACAUUUUUGAUUGUCUUAAUGAGAGGGUGCUAGUGGGUAGAGGUCAGUGUUGGCACUCAGUGGGUAGAGGUCAUUGUUGUUCAUGGUGCACAGAACAAGCUCACGCCAAGGAACUAGCCAGCCCAUAAUGUCCACAGUGCUGCUGUGAACCCCUGCAUUAAACUGGUAAUCCCCCAGUAAUCGCCACAGUGAUUAGUGCGCUAAAGUAGUCACAUAUGAGAUGCUGUGAGUGCGCAACUGAGGUGUUACCCUAGACCUGGGUCAGGGGAGCCUUCCUGAGGUGAAGCUUGAAAGUGGGCCCUGAGAAAUAGGCAGCUUUAUUCAGACUAAGAUUUUGCUAUUCUGUAACUUUUUAAGUUUUGCUUGCUAAUCCAUUCACCCAAAGAACUAGAGACUUUGGGCAUCUCCCUUAUCACCUGGUCCUCUCUGUCCCUUAGCUCAGGAGCCUCAUUCAAGGGGUAUGACUGAGUGCCUACUGUGUGCCUGAGGACAGAGGUGCUGAUUGAGAGAUGGGCUGACCAGCGAGCUGCCUAGACGUGACAGUAUGCAACAAGGCUGCUAACAUGGAGGCGUUCCGAGGGCUAUGGGACACCACUUAUCUGCUCGAGGGCCAGAGGAAGGCUUCCCAAGGAAGUUGUCACAGAAGAUCUGUGAAGUCCAAGCAGGAAAAUUGCACCAAGCUAAGCCUGUAGCACACAUAUGAGUUUGGUGGCCUUAGAGGGCUGACACAGGAACUGCCAACAGCCCCAUGUAGCCGCUACCUGAGAUGUAGGAGGCUGUGAGGAGUGCAGUGUGCGUGGUGAGCCAGGGUCAGAGCAGGAGGGUCAUGAAGUCAAAACUUACUCUUAGGGCCUGGAAGGCACAGAGGAAUUGUAGGCAGCAGAGCGAUGUGGAAAGUGGCUCCAGUUUAGUUAUAUGAAACUUGUGCAGCUGCUCCCGGCAUGAUCCUUUGCCUUUGCCAGCAUCUUGUGUGUCCUCUGGAGAAAAGAACUCAGGUUCAGUCUGGGUUGGGAAAGAUUUCUCACCUUAUAAACCUGAGUACAGGGUCAGCCCCUACCAGCCCUAAUGCCUCCCCCAUCCCCAGUUCCCAGCCCCAGUUCUUGAGGUCAGUGCAAGGGGUGAUUUUUAUAGAUACUCUGUGUGGACAAGGGAAAAAGCCCAAGAGAGGGGUGAUGCUAACCACUACAAGAGUGAUAGGAAAGAUUGGUUUUUCGAGGGACAUUCUCAAGGUUGGGAUCUAGGGGGAGUGCCGAGCCUGGGGCCAUAGUAAGGGAGCAGCCCCUGGUAGGGUCUGCCAGAGGAGGCAGACAGGAGGGAGGGAGGUUCCUAACACCAGGUUAGAGGUCUCCUGGAGGGGCUGCAGUGUCUUGAGAAUGACUGAUAGGGGUCAAAGAUGACAUCUGACUGCACUUUAAAAGGUGAUUACAAUUUUCUCAGGAAGGGCAAGGAGUCAAGCAGCACUAAGGGAGCAGAUUAAACAAAGUUACAGAGGCAGGACAUUUAUGUUAGAAUCUUCUCAUAUUCCCCAAAUAUCCAUUCUCUUCCCAAUAAUUAAAAUGAAUGACCCUUAGGUGGGCACUUGGUAGGCUGGAAUAAACACUUUCCCUGUCGCCCCUAGAGGAGACAGGUCUGUCCCAUGUGAAUCAGCACAGGUGAUAGGUGUCCAUUUCUUAGGGACCUCUUUCAAAUAUUAGCUGACACCAUUCCUGGACCUUUUCUUCCCCUUCCAAGUUCUUCCUGGCUGGGAUACAGACACAAUUUCUAGAAUUUGCACAGUCAUCUUUGACCAUGUUAAGAAGCACACAGCAACAAAAUCAAAGGAGUCUGGGUUCCUGACACCCAGAAGACUGGUUUUACCUGAGAAAGAAGUUUCUAUUUAAGUUCCUAGUAUUUGGGGUUCCUCUGAACCUAAUAAUAACUGAUAGACAUUCUGUGAUUUAAUAUACAUUGAAAUUGAGUGACUCAAUCUGAAAGUGGAAAAGUAAAUUAUGGCAGUUUGUGAUCCCAGCUAAGAAAUUUGGACUUUAUCCUGUUGGCAGUAGGGAACAAAAAGUUCCUGAGCCAAAAGAUCAAAACUGCUUUGGAAAAAUCCCUCUGGCAGCAGGUUGGGGAACAAUUUGGAGAAAUGAGGCACUAGAGAAAGAUAAAACCAGAAACUUUCUAGCUUCUGAAUUUCAGAUAAGUAAAACCCCCCUGAAUUUCAAAGAAUGAAGUAGGGAUUACCAACAUUUAACAGGCCUGCGGGGGAAGACUGAAACAAAACAAUGUUAAAGGAGAAUCUGACUUAAAGUAGAUCACCUUUUCCAUGCUUCACAAGUGUAGAAGAUUGUUUUUUUAUUUUCCUGCUGAGUAAUCUCUGUAAAGGGGCCACUCCUCUGGCCUGCUAAGUAAACAAUGUCCUUUUUAAAGACUAAAGAAAAGAAGGCUUGGCUUCAGAAGACCAAAAGAAGACAAAUAAGCAUUACCUGCUAACACAAAGCUUGGGCACACCUGAAGCCCUGAGGCUCACAACUCUGGCCCCCCCCUGUUGUCUUCUGGGAGCAUCCAGCGGUGACUACCUACACCCACUGCCUUGAUAUUGAUGAUUGACUUGUGUCUUGGGAGAUGAGAUUAUAAUAAAGUCUGCUUUCCUCGGGGAAAGAAUGAGGUCCAGAAGAAAAAGGUUCUUGAUAAACCUUGGGUAUCAGGCAUCCCUGUUCUUGUGCCUGGAAGCUCUUAGCAGCACCCACUAGCCCCAUGCUUCUUGGUGGGUGCCAUGCACUGGGAUAAGGCACUGGGCCCAGCCAGAGCAGCUGGGAAUGGUGGAAAAGAGAGAAUCAGUCCUGGCACAGCACCUGCCUGCAUCUGAAGGCAGGAAAAUCCUGGGAAGACAGCAAAGCUAACCUAAAGGUAAGUGGGAAGGAAAAUUUCUCUAUGUCCAUAACCCUUUGCCGUGGACAAGCACUUUCAUUUUUGCAGUGGAAAAGGAUUUGAUUUUUACAAUGCCUCUGAUCAUUGAGGUUUUAACAUCACAGUUUCACAGAAGAGGAAGCCCCUGAGAGAGGUGAAGUGAGCUGCUCACAGAGCAUGCAGCAGAGCUGCCACCAGAAGCCAGAUCCCCUGACCGUCUCUGGUCACCCAUACCAGUCAAUCCCAAUUAUUUUGGCCCAGUAGCUGGCCUUUCAGCUUCCUUUUCUUUUUUUUUUUUUUUAACUUUUUAAUUUUGUUCAAUAAGAAUUGACAUGUAAUCAGAAGAGAGUUGAAAUUGCCCUAUGUCUAACAGAGAAGCAUAAAAAAGGGUUAAUAGGGAGGGAUGCCAUUGAAGACCAUAUAAAAGAGCUUUUUAUAAAUAAUUUAAACAAUAAUUAUGUGAAAAGCCCUGUCAUAGGUGCUAGGUUUACAGCAGGAAGAAAAACAAAAAACAUGGCAUUAGUGGAGGAGAAAGACAACAAGCAAGUGAAUAAAAAAACAGGGUAAUUAGAGUCUGAUAAGUGAUGGGAAAGACAAAAGUUAAAAACCCUGAUAUGCAAAGAAUAUGGUGAGGCCUGAACUAGCUUAGAAAGUAGAAAAGUAAAAGGAUCUGUGACCAUUUGGAAAAGUAAAUCAACAGGACAGACUGAAUGUCGUGGUUGAAAGAGGUACUUUGGUACCUUGCUGGGUAGAGUUCCCGAAGAGGGAACUAACUCAGAAGAGGAGCAGGUUUUGGAAACAGGCAUUUCUCCUCUAUGGGCUCUCUUUCUCAUCUGUACAAAACAGGUUGACAGACUAGAUGACAAUCCAGGUUAACACUAGUUCUUAUGAAUAUUAUGAUCCUCACAUCUUAGUAACUUCCAAAUGGAUCAAAGACUAUAAUAGAAAAAUAAACCCUAAAAGUAACCAAUGAGCCACAGGACAUUUAAAAAACAAAACCUCAGAGUGAGAAAGGCCUUUGAAGUUACAUCACAAAAUUCAGAACAAAAGAAAAAGGAUGGAUAAAUUUAAUCCCAUAAAUACCUAAUGUUUUAACAUGACAAAAAAAAAAAAACCACUGGGCAAAGUCAAAAGUCAACAAAUAUUUGGGAAAAAAUAUUUGCAACUCAUUUGGCAAAGAGCUGACUACCCUAAUAUGCAGUGAGCUCCUAUGAAUUAGUAAGGGAAAAAUGGGCAGAAGAACAAAGGGAAAUAAAUCUCUUAAGCAUAUGAAAUGAGGCUCACUACUCAAAAUUUAACUACCCUGAGAACCAAUUUUCAGCUAUCAGAUUGAGAAGAUCAUAAGAUUUGAUAACAGUAUUGAUGAGAUAGGGAAAUCGGGAGACUUGAGCAAUAUCUAUAAAAACCCCAGGGCUGACGCCCUUUGACUCAAUUGUCUUACUGCAAGUAAUAGAUCCUGCCUACAGGUACAUACAGAGUAACACACUUCUGGAGUUGUAACAAAAGAUUAGAAACUAUUUCAAUGUCCUUCUCUAGGGCACUGAUUAAUUUGUUACGCAUAAAGUGGCAUAUAAUGAUCCACAAUAUACCAUUCUUCCUGAGUAAGUUCCUUUUGUAGUCUUAGGGAGUGAUUUUUCGAAAUAAAGUGCAGAAUUGUAAUGUAUAGUAUACUUCUGUGUUUGAUAUGUGUAAAAUACCUGGGAAAGCACAUUUAAAAACUGAUUACUUUGUCUCUGGGGAGGGACACUAGGCUACCAGAGACUUGACUGUGUAUCAUUAGAACUAGUGAAUGAAUUAUCCUUUCUAGAUAUAAUUUAAUAAAUGAAAAUAGCAAAGAAAAUUCUUUUGUGGUUCUAGGUAAAUUGGGCUAGUGAAAAGGAAACCAGUAUGUAUUGAGCUACCACAUUCCAGACGCUGUUCCGCGCACUGCCACAGGCACGACCCCAGCCCGUCACCCUGGCGGUCCAUCGAGAUGGGAUAAAUUAAUUUUUACAAAUUAGAAAAUAGGUGAGAUUGGUCAGUGCCGAGCCUCGUCUAGCUCCAAAGCCCCAGCCUUCACUUCCCACUCUGCUUCCCUUUAAGCAAAGUGUCCUGCUUUAAAAACAGUGCUGGU
This is a messenger RNA of Talpa occidentalis (Iberian mole), 7003 nucleotides long. It is a transcript of the gene MECR, whose product is annotated as mitochondrial trans-2-enoyl-CoA reductase. Gene Ontology annotation, biological process: fatty acid metabolic process. Bases 29 to 1150 code for a protein of 373 amino acids. Gene Ontology annotation, molecular function: trans-2-enoyl-CoA reductase (NADPH) activity. The transcript has 10 exons. Gene Ontology annotation, cellular component: mitochondrion. NCBI's taxonomy places the organism in Eukaryota, Metazoa, Chordata, Mammalia, Eulipotyphla, Talpidae. The record is from RefSeq and is a predicted model, not a curated record.